Molecule: messenger RNA, 900 nt
Organism: Cantharellus anzutake
Lineage: Eukaryota; Fungi; Basidiomycota; Agaricomycetes; Cantharellales; Hydnaceae
Exons: 2
Coding region: 167-664 (165 amino acids)
Source: RefSeq, a predicted model, not a curated record
GCACAAAGUUAAGACAGCUCAUCGCCUUUCGCACCGCUAGUUAUUGCGCAGAUGGUGACACUUUGUCCAGUGUAGCGAAACCAAUCGACCGUAGACCGCACCCAAUCCCGCAACUGGAAGGCAACUAUGCCCUGAAUUCUCCCCAUUUGAAACUGCAACCACGCUUAUGAAUACCACUGAUGCACUUGGUCCUCCAAUUCUCUUUCCGUUCCUGAGUCAUUUCGGCUGGUUAUUCUUGCUUCGUAGGGGCUUCUGCUUACUACAAACUGCCCGAGCUCUGGGUCCCAAGGGGACUAGUAUUCUGUCGUGUCCGUUGUCAGACGAAACCUAUGUGCAGUUCAAUCGUCGGUAUCCUGGUCGACCACUCUUCACAUCGUCUUCUGGUAUUUUUGACCGAGGCGGAGGCUUCUAUUCGACACCUAUUGACCUCGUCAAGCACUCUCUCAGUACCGCGUUCACUCUUGGCUUGGAGCCUGCCAUACAAUCGCCCGACCCACGGGGGGCCUUCAACACAAGGGAAAUCACCAUUCAUGGCAUACCCUUCUUACUGCAAAAUACUUUGCAUAUCUCCUGUGACCUUGAAGGUCGUGGGUUGUUUUAUUCUGCGACAAGAAACAACCUGUCUUCGACUGCGACACAUCCCAGAGCAUCCCAGAGGAUGUAAUCAUCAAACUUUCAUGGGAGCAUGCAACGUUGGAAAACUCCGACAUCCUCUAUCGUCGGGCUGAGCGACACGGCGUGCAUGGAGUAGCCCAGCUGUAUUGCUCCCACCCUGGGACGCCUUUCAGAAGGUCCCAGAACUCCACUCAACAGAAUACAUUAUCAAGAUCGGGAGCUGCGAGUGCAAGUACUGGGACCGUCAUGCAUUCCACUUUACCGCACUCUCCCCAUCAAAGACUU